Molecule: messenger RNA, 2858 nt
Organism: Stegastes partitus (bicolor damselfish)
Lineage: Eukaryota; Metazoa; Chordata; Actinopteri; Pomacentridae
Gene: mmp9
Product: matrix metallopeptidase 9
Exons: 13
Coding region: 195-2252 (685 amino acids)
Biological process (GO): collagen catabolic process; proteolysis; extracellular matrix organization
Cellular component (GO): extracellular matrix
Molecular function (GO): zinc ion binding; metalloendopeptidase activity
Source: RefSeq, a predicted model, not a curated record
GAGCACAAAGCAGAGAGACAACAAGAGCCACCAGUCAAAACAAAGAGGGAAGCCAACACUGAAGGAGAGACGCCGUUGAUCCUCAGAGGAGAAGCAUCUUAAAAUUUUUUGGUGUGACUGAGCACUUGCCGACUGCAAACUCUAGAUUUCUGAGCAUUUUCAUUUUUACAUUUUGUAUCACAACAGAUCUCAUCAUGAGAUACUGUGCUUUAGUUGCGUGUUUACUUUUGGGGAUAAGCGUGCAGGUGAUAUGGAGCGUUCCCCUCAAGUCCAAGUUUAUCACCUUCCCAGGAGACAUCCUCAAAAACAUGACUGAUUCGGAGCUGGCAGAAAGUUAUCUAAAGAAGUUUGGAUACAUGAACACCCUGCACCGUAGCGGCUUCCAGUCGAUGGUGUCCACUUCCAAGGCUUUGAAGAGGAUGCAGAGGCAGAUGGGGCUGGAGGAGACUGGAGAGCUGGAUAAGUCAACCCUGGAACUUAUGAAACAACCUCGCUGUGGGGUUCCCGAUGUGGCCAACUAUAAAACCUUUGAUGGAGACCUUAAAUGGGACCAUAACGAUGUAACUUAUCGGAUCCUUAAUUAUUCUCCAGACAUGGAGAGCUCUCUGAUCGAUGACGCCUUCGCCAGAGCCUUCAAGGUGUGGAGCGAUGUGACCCCUCUGACCUUUACCCGUCUCUUCAGCGACGAGGCUGACAUCAUGAUUUCAUUUGGAAAAGCCGACCACGGAGACCCAUACCCCUUUGAUGGUAAGGAUGGCCUUCUAGCCCACGCCUACCCUCCAGGUCAGGGGAUGCAGGGAGACGCCCACUUUGACGAUGAUGAGCACUGGACUCUGGGAAGAGGACCAGCCGUGAAGACUCGCUAUGGGAACUCAGAUGGUGCCAUGUGUCACUUCCCCUUCAUCUUUGAGGGCAAAUCUUACACCACCUGCACCACUGAGGGCCGCACAGACAACCUGCCAUGGUGCUCAACCACAGCCGACUACAACAGGGACAAGAAAUUUGGCUUCUGCCCAAGUGAACUUCUGUACACAUUUGGAGGAAACGCCGACGGAGCCGAGUGCGUCUUUCCUUUCAUCUUUCAGGGGGAGGAGUAUGACAGCUGUACCACAGAGGGCCGCAGUGAUGGCUACCGCUGGUGCGCCACCACAAACAACUUUGACAACGACAAGAAAUUUGGAUUCUGUCCCAAUCGUGACACUGCUGUAAUUGGUGGAAAUGCAGAGGGAGAGCCCUGCCACUUCCCCUUCGUGUUCCUGGGUAAGCAGUAUACUUCAUGCACAAGCGAGGGACGAGGAGAUGGCAAGUUGUGGUGCGCCACCACCAGCGACUACGAUGAUGACAAGAAAUGGGGCUUCUGUCCCGACCAAGGUUACAGUCUGUUCCUGGUGGCAGCCCAUGAGUUUGGACAUGCCCUCGGCCUGGAUCACUCCAGCAUAAGAGAAGCUCUCAUGUACCCCAUGUACAGCUAUGUGGAGGACUUCUCCCUGCAUGAAGAUGACAUCGAAGGCAUUCAGUAUCUCUACGGCAGCAAAACAGGCCCUGACCCUACCCCUCCUCAGCCCAACCCCCCUACCACCGAUGACACUGACCCAACAGACGAGCCUGAGCCCACCGAGCCCACCACCACCACCACAAUGACCCCUGUGGAUCCGACCAAAGACGCCUGCAAGAUGACCAAGUUCGACACAAUCACUGUGAUUGCUGGAGAGCUCCAUUUCUUCAAGGAUGGACUUUACUGGAAGAUUUCCAGCAGUAACAACGCAGGGCUCAAGGGACCGUUUUCUAUUUCUGAAAAGUGGCCAGCACUGCCAUCUGUCAUCGACUCUGCCUUUGAGGACCUUCUGACCAGGAAACAGUACUUCUUCUCAGGGACCAGAUUCUGGGUCUACCAAGGAAAGAACGUUUUGGGUCCACGCAGCAUUGAGAAGCUCGGCCUCCCCAACACUGUCCAGAAGGUGGAGGGAGCCCUGCAGAGGGGAAAAGGCAAAGUGCUGCUCUUCAGUGGAGAGAACUUCUGGAGGCUUGAUGUGAAGGCCCAGAAAAUCGACAAAGGCUACCCCAGAUACACUGAUGCCGUCUUUGGUGGUGUCCCUAAUGAUGCUCACGAUGUGUUCCAGUACAAAGGUCACAUCUAUUUCUGCAGGGACCGCUUCUACUGGCGGAUGAAUUCUCGCAGGCAGGUGGACCGUGUUGGCUAUGUGAAAUACGACCUCCUCAACUGCUCAGAUGCCUCCAGCACUCGCUACUGAGGAGACGAACACACAGAUGAGCUGGAAAUUGUCUGUAAUGUGGCAGCACCUAUUUCUCUCUGUGCAGGUGUCAGGGAGAAUGUGAUGCAGUGUUUAUGUAUAGCGCCUGUUUUAAGAUGUGUGUGCUUUCUGGGAUGUGAAAAAUUAGGCCUUCAUUGAUGUUGACUUAUUAUAAAACAUGCAGCAUUGGCCUAAAUAUAAGUCAAUGGCCCAGUACAUGAACGCAAAUUGCGAUCUUUGGCACUGCCCUGCCCUCAGUCUGAUAAUCUGUGAACUGAUGGUUAUGGUGGCCUGUAACCACAACUUUCCUAUUUUCGAACGCUGUCUGGAUCCGAUUCCAGAUUUGCUGAAUAAUUACUAUGUCUGACAGGCUCAGACUGUAAACAGUAUUGGAUUAUUUUGGUAUUUAUAGCAAUAUCUAAUAUUAUUUUUGUGUCUCAAGCUUAUUUGUUUUGUAUUUGUAUUUUUCUGAAAAGGGCUUCAGAGCCAAUUUACUUGCACUGGAAGACAAGCUUGUCUCCUUCACUGAAAUUAUUUAUGAGUUUAAUAAUUUUUGUAUUAAAGUUUCAACUUUCAAUGCAAUAAACAUUUCGUGAGAACAACUUA